Molecule: messenger RNA, 1185 nt
Organism: Synchytrium microbalum
Lineage: Eukaryota; Fungi; Chytridiomycota; Chytridiomycetes; Synchytriales; Synchytriaceae
Exons: 9
Coding region: 1-1185 (394 amino acids)
Biological process (GO): unsaturated fatty acid biosynthetic process
Cellular component (GO): endoplasmic reticulum membrane
Molecular function (GO): heme binding; iron ion binding; stearoyl-CoA 9-desaturase activity
Source: RefSeq, a predicted model, not a curated record
AUGCUGGCCGCCAAAGACAUAAACUGGCUCCAUGUUGCAAUCCUCACAGUUCCACCGCUCGCAGCAAUCUAUGGAAUUGCAACCACUCAAGCACGAUGGCCAACACUAGUUUGGGCUUUUGUGUACUAUUUCAUGACUGGAUUCGGUAUUACAGCUGGUUAUCACAGGUAUUGGUCUCAUCGCUCAUAUGACUGUUCGUUUCCCAUGAAGCUCUUCCUGGCCCUUGGUGGUGCUGGUGCGAUGGAAGGAUCAAUUCGAUGGUGGAGUCGUGAUCACAGAGCUCAUCACAGAUACACCGACUCGCCCAAAGACCCAUACGACGCAAGCCGUGGUCUCUUCUACACUCACAUCGGCUGGAUGAUAUUAAAGCAAGACCCAAACAGAAUAGGCCGUGUCGAUAUAUCAGAUCUCAACAAGGACGAACUUGUCAUGUGGCAGCACAAGAACUACUUGUGGUUGAGUCCAUUCAUGGCAUUUGUAUUCCCUGCUCUUGUAGCAUAUAUCGGAUGGGGUGAUUUCUGGGGUGGUCUGUACUUUGCUGGAAUGGCUCGUUGUGUGUUUUUACAUCAUUCGACAUUCUGUGUCAACAGUCUGGCUCAUUAUUUGGGUGAAUCACCAUAUGAUGAUCGUCGAAGUCCUCGAGACCACUUUGUUACUGCUUUGGUUACGUUUGGUGAAGGAUACCACAACUUUCACCACGAAUUCCCAUCCGACUACAGAAACGCUAUCUUAUUCUGGCAAUAUGACCCAACUAAAUGGUUGAUUUUUGUGGCGUCUUUGGUUGGAUUGACAUAUAAUCUCAAAAUGUUCCCUGAAAAUGAAAUCGCAAAAGGUAGAAUCCAAAUGCAAGAAAAGAAGAUUGCUGAAUUGAAGAAGAAGCUCAACUGGGGCAAGCCUCUGGAUCAAUUACCUGAAUGGGAAUGGGACAACUUCGUCUCAUCGUGUGAAAAGGACAAGAAGCAAUACCUCGUUGUCGACAAGGUCGUAUAUGAUGUCGAUGGCUUUAUGGACGACCAUCCAGGUGGUCGCGGUUUCUUGAAGACCUCUCUUGGACGAGAUGUUUCUGCUUCAUUCAAUGGUGCCAUCUACUUCCAUUCCAAUGCUGCUCGAAACUUGGCUACUCUGAUGAGGGUUGCCAAGAUCGUUGGCGAAAUCCCCGAUACUGAUAAGGCAAAGGAAGAAUAA